Molecule: messenger RNA, 1357 nt
Organism: Tricharina praecox
Lineage: Eukaryota; Fungi; Ascomycota; Pezizomycetes; Pezizales; Pyronemataceae
Product: phospholipase C/P1 nuclease domain-containing protein
Exons: 2
Coding region: 158-1099 (313 amino acids)
Biological process (GO): DNA catabolic process
Molecular function (GO): endonuclease activity; nucleic acid binding
Source: RefSeq, a predicted model, not a curated record
GUAAUGUAGCUCCGCAGCUGACCGAGCUAGAUAGCAGAUAGCAGCCAACCCCCCGAGCUCUCCCAGCUCUCUCAGCUCUCUGAACCUUCUUCACUCACCUUCACUCACCUUCACCACAUAUACCUACCAUACCAUACUACUAUACCCAUCCACGACCAUGCACGCCCAGCACCUCCUCCUGUUGCUCACGCUCUUCGCGCCCGCCGUCCUCGGCUGGGGGAUGUUAGGGCACCGGACGACGGCGCUGUUGGCGUCGCGCUUCCUGCACCGGGACGCGGCACGGGAGAUCCGGCAGAUCCUGAAGCCGCAGUCGAUGGUGACGGCGUCGACGUGGGCGGACUACUACGCGCACACGGCGGAGGGGCGGUUCUCGGCGCCGUGGCACUGGAUCGACGCGAAGGACGCGCCGCCGCAUGCCUGCGGCAUAGACUUUUCGCGCGACUGUGGCGGCGCCCAGGGAUGCAUCGUCUCUGCCAUCGCGAAUCAUACCCAGAGAGUCGUCGAUACCCACCUCGACUGGGCCGAGAGGCAGAAGAGUCUGAGAUGGGUUAUUCAUUUCUUAGGUGAUAUCCAUCAGCCCCUCCACACCGAGGACCUCCUGCGUGGCGGCAACAGCAUCCACGUAGGCUUCGACGGGCACGACACGAACCUCCACCACGUGUGGGACAGUGCGAUCCCCGAGAAGCUUCGGGGCGGAAACUCGAUCCGCCACGCCGUUACCUGGUCAGACGAUCUCUACGAGGAGAUUGUCAACGGACGCUGGUCGAAUGCGACAGAACGACAGCAGCUGUGGGGCGCGUGUCUCGACAUAUCCAAGGGCACCGAGUGCGCCCUCUCGUGGGCCGUCGAGACCAACAAGAUUAUGUGCGACUAUGUGCUCCCUGGCACGUACCCCAAGGGAUUCGACGGAAUGGAGCUGAAUGGCACGUAUUAUGAAGGUGCGACACAGAUUGUCGAGAAGCAGGUGGCGAUCGCCGGGUUCAGGAUGGCGGGUUGGUUGAAUGCCAUGUUUGUGGGGCACGAUAUGAUGGAGGAGAUGAUUAAGCAGAGUCAGCAAGAGGAUGAGAGGGUGUGGGAGGUCCAGGCCGACGAGCUGUAAACGACACGGCAUUUUGUAUGAGCUUUACGCGACGAACUGUUUUUGGGUUCUGUUUUGGCUUCGGUUAUGAUGGUUUGAUUUAUGUUGAGAUAAUCUUAGAUUGCGGAUAUCCAGUUUGUAUGAUAUGUAUGGUAUUUGAGAUUUCGCUUCUCCGCUUCUCCACGUCUUCAUUGAUGGUGCGGACCACAGAUGGCCGAUGUGCGAGAUGACCGAUGCUUGAGAUGGCCUACGCGCAUGUGCUAGCGCUGCCUGGCGAAG